Molecule: messenger RNA, 730 nt
Organism: Daphnia pulicaria
Lineage: Eukaryota; Metazoa; Arthropoda; Branchiopoda; Diplostraca; Daphniidae
Exons: 4
Coding region: 6-680 (224 amino acids)
Cellular component (GO): membrane
Source: RefSeq, a predicted model, not a curated record
CACGGAUGACGUUAGCUCCAGGUGCCUCGCUUCCGCAAUUAACUUAUCUGGAUCUUACUGGCAAUAGUCUCGAAGAUGAUUCGAUCGAAUUCGUGUCGGACGAAAAGACGAUCGAAGUGAUGCAUUUGGAAGGCAACAACUUUGCCGCUGUCCCCAAUUUGACUGGCUCUUCCAACCUGCACACAUUUUCAAUUUCAUUGAAUUCAAGCUCGUUGGUUUCCAUACUUCUACCCAAUCCGAGAGACCAGUCGCGAUCCCUCAACGCGAGUUUUUAUUCCGGCUCUAAGGCAAUCAAUGAAGUAGCCCUUUUAGAAGGAAUGUUUGGUAACGAUAUCAUCAACCUUAAACUGAACAUGACGGAAUUCAAAGAGGAAGUUUUUCUUGGCCCGCUUAGCGAAUCGAACGGUCUCGUCGUAAAUCUAAGCCCAGCUGCAAGGAUCUUAUGUGGCUGCUAUAUUGCAUGGCUCGUGCGUGAUAAUCCAUCCAUACUGCCUCAAGUUAACAACGGGAUUUGCACGGAUGGACGUCCCUUCGAAUCGAUUCCGUUAGAAGAUUUCUCGUGUUGUGGGCCAGAGUCCCUGAUGAGACGGAUUGGCCGUCAGCAACAAGAAAUUGAUAGACUCAACGCUAGAAUAAAUCAGCUAACACAGUCAGGAACUUUUUCUCUAGAUCAAUUUUAAAGUUGAUUGAAAUUUUUUUACUGUCUUAAAAUACAACGUAGAAUGUAUUU